This is a messenger RNA of Xiphias gladius (swordfish), 3118 nucleotides long. It is a transcript of the gene arhgap39, whose product is annotated as Rho GTPase activating protein 39. Gene Ontology annotation, molecular function: GTPase activator activity; protein binding. Gene Ontology annotation, cellular component: cytoskeleton; cytoplasm. The record is from RefSeq and is a predicted model, not a curated record. The coding region runs from base 98 to 3118 and encodes 1006 amino acids. The transcript is spliced from 11 exons. Gene Ontology annotation, biological process: signal transduction. Lineage: Eukaryota; Metazoa; Chordata; Actinopteri; Istiophoriformes; Xiphiidae.
GGCAGGAGUGACUCGUUGACUGCGGCGAUCGCAAUUUCGGCAACAUGGGAGGCGUUGUGGGAUUUAUUCUAAACGGGUUUUAAAAACCGUCAGAAAAAUGGCAGAGAGGUUGGAGUGGGUGGAGAUCAUUGAGCCACGCACACGGGAGCGUAUGUACGCCAACCUGCUGACGGGUGAGUGCGUGUGGGACCCUCCGCAGGGUGUUCGCAUCAAGCGGACCGGUGAGAACCAGUGGUGGGAGCUAUUUGACCCUAACACCUCACGCUUCUACUAUUACAACGCCUCCACCCAGCGCACAGUGUGGCACCGGCCCCAGGGCUGCGACAUCAUCCCACUGGCCAAGCUGCAGACUCUGAAGCAGCACACCGAUGCCACAACCCCCCGUCCUGCAGGAGGAGGAGGUGGAGGAGGGAGAGCAUCCGCUGACAACAGCCCGGGAAGGAACAGUGGGGUCAGCCGGGAGGGAAGCACUUCCUCCUCCCUUGACCAGGAGCUGUCUGAAAAACAGGGCAACAGAGAGGAGGCAGACAGGACUUCUCCCUUCAGGUGGAACACUGGUACAAAGGAGCGAAUGCUGAUCAAGGUGACAGACAGAGAGCCCAGCUUCUUGGCCCACCAGGGAAAUGGUUACUCCCCCUGUGACCCCCCCAACCCUGGUGCUCCUUGUGGAGGGGGCACCUCACGAACCCGGCGUUCCUCCGGAGGAAACCCGCCCUCAGAACCUGAUGGCUCCCCCAUUCUCUACACCGACCGCCGUCAGUCUCCUUUCCUGAAGCGGGCUGAGCUUGGCGGAACCGGCACCCACCGCCGAUCCUCAGCUGAUUCCCAGCCUCCCUCGCCCCGCUACGCCUAUGAACCCCCACUGUAUGAGGAGCCGCCGUCAGAGUACCAGCCCCCUCCCAUCUAUGAGGAGCCUCCAACUGAUAUGCAGCUCUCUGACUCCUCUUCCUUCUAUGGAACUGGCAGGUCACCAGCUCGCAAGUCUUCAGCCCCCCUCUAUCACUCCCCCAAACAGGGCCAGUCGCCCUAUGGCCAGCUGGUUCUGACCAGGCAGAAGUGUCCAGAAAAGACUCAAAGUCUGGAGUACAGUCCUGUGGGGAAGGAGUAUGUCAAACAGCUGGUGUAUGUGGAGCAGUCAUCUUCCAGCCCUCGCUUCAAGACUGCUGACCGCUUGCUGCGUUACGGCACUACGGGGGGCUAUGGUGGUUCAUAUGGGGGGUCCUAUACUCUGCAACACAGCCAGUCUCUGAUCAGGGACCCACGCCUACUGCUGGACUACAGUGUGGAGGGUGGAGAUGGAGGCCAGAGGUUGCUUUAUGAGGACUCCAUAUCCUGGACGUCCGGCCAGACCCACUCCCUCUCCUCCUCCUCUACAGGUGGUCCUGGUGCUUUCUCUCCAGGAGGUAACCGCAAACGCAAGAGUCGCAAGCCAUCCCUUCCUCAGGAGCUGGCACGUUGUGGGGGCCCAGAAGGGGAGCUAACAGGCACAGCAUCUGAGGCAAUGUUGGCCCAAGCCAGGCUGGCGUGGGAGGCCCAGCAGGUGAUGAAACAGAGGAGCAGUUGGGACUCGGGGCAGGGAGGGGGGGUGGCCCAGGGCGGGAGCUCCAAAGAUGGCUACGAGAGUGAUGGGGCGGUGCCUCUGCCGUUACCAGGGCCGGUGGUGAGGGCGUUUAGUGAGGAUGAGGCGCUGUCGCAGAGCGACAGCCACCACUGGAAACGCAGCACCUUCGAUCGGCUGGGCUUCCCUCAGGCCCUGCUGGAGAAAAGCCUCUCUGUCCAGACUAAUCUGGCCUCACCUGAGCCUUACCUCCACCCAUCACAGUCCGAGGACCUUGGAGCCUGUGCCCAGUUUGAGGCCAGCCGAAAUGCCAGGAAUAUGAUGCCAAGCGCCAGCUGUGGCAUUUUCCCAGAAUUCAGCCUGAGAAAGCCCUCCUCGGAGACCGACAUUGAGAACUGGGCAUCCAAGCACUUCAACAAACACACACAGGGUCUGUUUAGGAGAAAAGUGUCCAUUGCCAACAUGCUGGCCUGGAGCAGUGAGCCCAUCAAGAAGCCAAUGAUCGUGACCUCAGACCGCACCGUGAAGAAGGAGGCAGUGGACAUCUUUAAGCUCAUUCAGACCUACAUGGGAGACCGUCGCUCCAAGGCUGACCCCCUCUCGGUGGCUCUGGAGGUUGUGGUGCGUGGGUGGAGUAACCAGGGUCUGCGUGAUGAGCUCUACAUCCAGCUAUGUCGUCAAACCACAGAGAACUUCCGCUAUGAUAGCCUGGAGCGAGGCUGGGAGCUGAUGGCCAUCUGUCUGGCCUUCUUCCCCCCGACGCCCCGCUUUCACACCUACCUGGAGGGCUACAUCUACCGACACAUGGACCCCCUAAAUGACACCAAGGGAGUGGCCAUUAGCAGCUAUGCUAAAUACUGCCACAGGAAACUGACAAAGGCUGCACUGACUGGAGCCAAGAAGGGCCUGCAGAAGCCCUGUCUGGAGGAGAUCAAGCAUGCCAGAAAUGCCAUCUUCAGCCCCUCCAUGUUUGGCUCUUCCCUGGAGGAGGUGAUGGCACUCCAGAAGGAGCGCUAUCCAGACCGCCAGCUGCCCUGGGUGCAGACUCGCCUCUCUGAAGAGGUCCUGGGUCUCAAUGGAGACCAGACAGAGGGCAUCUUUAGGGUACCAGGGGACAUAGAUGAAGUCAAUGCCCUCAAGCUGCAAGUAGAUCAGUGGAAAAUCCCCACAGGACUGGAAGACCCACACAUCCCAGCGUCCCUGCUGAAGCUUUGGUACAGGGAGCUGGAGGAGCCACUGAUCCCUCAUGAGUUUUAUGACGAGUGUAUCAGUCACUAUGACAACCCAGAGGCAGCUGUCAAUGUGGUGCUGGGUCUGCCACACAUCAACAAACUGGUGCUCUGCUACCUCAUCCGCUUCCUACAGGUAUUUGCCCAGCCUGCCAAUGUGGCCAUCACCAAGAUGGAUGUGAACAACCUGGCCAUGGUCAUGGCUCCCAACUGUCUGCGCUGCCAGUCCGACGACCCUAGGGUGAUCUUUGAGAAUACCCGCAAGGAGAUGUCCUUCAUCCGGGUGCUCAUCCAGCAGCUGGACACCAGCUUCAUGGAUGGAAUUCUAUAG